CCAAACCCGGAAGCGUUCCAGUAUCGGCCGUGACUGCUGUUCAUUCAGGCUGCUGCGGUCUAAACCCCUUACCGAUAAGAUAUCCGUUCAUACCGGGCGCCUAAUAUAUUAACUUGUAGAUAGAUUAAAGGAGAGCAAGCAUGGCUGGUCGGCUACCGGCUUGUGUUGUUGACUGUGGCACGGGGUACACAAAGCUUGGUUAUGCAGGAAAUACAGAACCACAGUUCAUCAUACCUUCAUGUAUCGCAAUCAAAGAAUCAGCCAAGGUCGGAGACCAAGCUCAGCGCAGGAUGAUGAAGGGUGUAGAUGACCUGGACUUCUUCAUUGGGGAUGAAGCCAUUGACAAACCAUCAUAUGCAACAAAGUGGCCCAUCCGUCACGGGAUAGUGGAGGACUGGGACCUGAUGGAGAGAUUUAUGGAGCAGAUCAUCUUCAAGUAUCUGCGGGCAGAACCUGAAGAUCAUUACUUUCUUUUGACAGAGCCUCCCCUCAACACACCAGAAAACAGAGAGUAUACGGCAGAGAUCAUGUUUGAGUCGUUCAACGUCCCAGGUCUCUACAUUGCUGUUCAGGCUGUCCUGGCGCUGGCUGCCUCCUGGACAUCCCGACAGGUGGGAGAGCGGACGCUGACAGGAACUGUGAUCGACAGCGGAGAUGGUGUCACACACGUCAUCCCAGUGGCUGAAGGCUACGUCAUCGGUAGCUGCAUUAAGCACAUCCCCAUUGCUGGUCGAGACAUCACGUACUUCACCCAACAGCUGCUUAGGGAACGAGAGGUGGGGAUUCCUCCGGAGCAGUCGCUGGAGACAGCUAAAGCUGUAAAGGAGCGGUUUAGCUACGUCUGCCCUGACCUUGUUAAGGAGUUCAAUAAGUACGACACAGACGGCUCCAAGUGGAUCAAACAGUACACGGGCAUCAACUCCGUCACCAAGAAGGAGUUCACCAUUGAUGUUGGCUACGAACGCUUCCUAGGGCCUGAGAUCUUCUUCCACCCUGAGUUUGCCAACCCAGACUUUACCCAGCCAAUCUCAGAGGUGGUGGACGAGGUUAUCCAAAACUGCCCCAUUGAUGUCAGACGUCCUCUGUACAAGAACAUUGUGCUCUCCGGAGGCUCCACCAUGUUCAGGGACUUUGGCAGACGCCUGCAGAGGGACCUCAAGAGAACUGUGGACGCACGACUGAAAAUGAGUGAGGAGCUGAGUGGCGGCAAGUUGAAGCCUAAGCCCAUCGAUGUGCAAGUCAUCACUCAUCACAUGCAGAGGUACGCUGUCUGGUUUGGCGGAUCAAUGCUGGCGUCUACUCCUGAGUUUUACCAAGUUUGCCACACCAAGAAAGACUACGAGGAGAUCGGGCCGAGCAUCUGCCGCCACAACCCUGUAUUCGGGGUCAUGUCUUAGGUGUCAGAGGAGCGCAUUCCAGCGGAGGCCGAGGGAAACAGAGGAAGCGCCGCAGAAGACCUCACAUGCUGUGGAAGUCCAACAAGCCUUUGCACGAAUGCUCCAACGGGCCUGUUCAUUCGGAUCGAGCGACAGUGGACCAAACAAAACUGCCAAAACGGCGGCAAUCUCCUCACAAAUUAAGAGGAAAGAGGUGACUCAGCCCAAAGGAUCCUCAAAUAAAAUGUUUACUGCAAGUAGGUUAAUAAUAGGUGAUAAAUCUUUAAUUUCUGCGUGCCUCGUAUAUGUACUUAUAAUAUCCUCACAGGGUUGUAAUAUGUAAUUAAUCAACAUGAGUCCUGUAUAAAUGCACUUCUCUGUGUAUAUGGGUUGGGUUCUUGCUAUAUGUUAUAUACUCUAAAAAAAGAGGGUUUCAGGACAUGCUUAGCUAGAUAAUUUUCCACCGUCAUCAUCGAUUAAAACACCUUUUUGUCAUCAAAUGGGUGCAAACAUAAAAAAAUACCAAACAAUCACCAGACUUUCUGACCAUUCCUAGUUUUCUUUCCUGUGUCUCUUCUUUUGAAAAUGUCCCUCAGUACCUGGAAGAUAUUUAUUUGAAUUUGGAUUAAAACAAUUCAGGCAUUUAAAACACAUCAUUAAUCUGUUCAAAUAAUUUUCUCCAGGUUUUACUGAAGUCUUCUUUUCUCCUGCAGCUUUUUUUUUUAUUCGUAUUAAUCAUCUCUUGAUCAACCUGUCUUGACAAAAAAAAAAGGAAAAAAAAAGUCUUAUUAAUAUAUGAACAUGCAGUUUGAAUGACUGUUGUUGGACCGUCACUGUUGCCUAGAUCUCAGUUAUACUGGAUAGCCUUGUACUGUACCAAAUCUGGAUUUCAAUGCUGGCAUUCCAAUAAAUGCCAAGGAGAUAUUUCUACA
Molecule: messenger RNA, 2308 nt
Organism: Epinephelus fuscoguttatus (brown-marbled grouper)
Lineage: Eukaryota; Metazoa; Chordata; Actinopteri; Perciformes; Serranidae
Product: actin-related protein 3
Exons: 12
Coding region: 141-1397 (418 amino acids)
Biological process (GO): Arp2/3 complex-mediated actin nucleation
Cellular component (GO): Arp2/3 protein complex; actin cortical patch
Molecular function (GO): actin filament binding
Source: RefSeq, a predicted model, not a curated record